UUUUAGGGUUCUUCAUUUUCUCUCGAGCUGUGAGGUAGGUUUUUGGUGUGCGCCAAGAGAUCGAUCUAUGGGGCAGGGUCAAUCGGGAUUUCCCAGGCAGGGCGGGCCGCCCGGAGAUCGCAGGCAGGAGGACAAGAAGGAGAAGAAGUAUGAGCCAGCAGCUCCGCCGACUAGGGUUGGGCGGAAGCAGCGCAAGCAGAAGGGCCCCGAGGCAGCGGCACGCCUUCCUUUCGUCACGCCGGCCACCAAAUGCAAGCUCCGGCUUCUCAAGCUCGAGAGGGUCAAGGAUUACUUGCUCAUGGAGGAAGAGUACGUGACGAAUCAAGAGCGCUUGAAGCCGCAGGAGGAUAAGAAUGAGGAGGACAGAUCCAAGGUCGAUGAUCUCCGAGGAUCGCCCAUGAGCGUGGGGAGCUUGGAGGAGAUCAUUGAUGAGAACCACGCUAUUGUUUCGUCGUCGGUCGGGCCAGAGUACUAUGUCAACAUUCUUUCGUUUGUGGACAAGGACCAGCUUGAGCCCGGGUGUGCGAUCCUCAUGCACAAUAAGGUUCUCUCCGUUGUUGGAUUGUUGCAAGACGAAGUCGAUCCUAUGGUGUCGGUGAUGAAAGUCGAAAAAGCUCCGCUAGAGUCUUAUGCCGACAUCGGGGGCUUGGAUGCCCAGGUACAAGAGAUCAAGGAAGCCGUCGAGCUGCCACUUACGCAUCCGGAGCUGUACGAGGACAUUGGAAUCAAACCUCCCAAGGGAGUGAUACUUUAUGGCGAACCUGGAACUGGCAAAACGCUCCUGGCAAAGGCUGUUGCAAACUCCACAUCUGCAACGUUCUUGCGUGUUGUUGGCAGCGAGCUUAUUCAAAAGUAUUUGGGAGACGGUCCUAAGCUUGUUAGGGAGCUCUUUCGCGUUGCGGACGAUCUUUCUCCGUCCAUUGUGUUCAUUGACGAGAUUGAUGCUGUUGGAACGAAAAGGUAUGAUGCACACUCUGGUGGAGAGCGCGAAAUUCAGCGGACCAUGCUUGAGCUGCUGAACCAGCUCGAUGGUUUCGAUGCUCGGGGUGACGUGAAAGUUAUCCUAGCGACGAACCGCAUCGAAAGCUUGGACCCUGCGUUGCUUCGACCCGGUAGAAUUGACCGGAAAAUCGAGUUUCCUUUGCCGGAUAUCAAAACCCGACGACGCAUUUUUCAGAUCCAUACAUCGAGAAUGACACUCUCUGACGAUGUGAACUUUGAAGAGUUUGUGAUGACGAAGGAUGAAUUCUCUGGAGCUGACAUCAAGGCAAUGUGCACUGAAGCUGGGCUUCUGGCACUAAGAGAACGGCGGAUGAAGGUAACUCAAGCUGAUUUCAAGAAGGCGAAAGAGAAGGUCAUGUACAAGAAGAAAGAAGGCGUCCCGGAGGGCCUGUACAUGUAAAUAGCCAUCCCAGCUUUGCAGGAGCGCACAAGAAGAGAAAAGAGUCACGCCGGGCAGUAGACAGCCGCCUGCAAAAGCAUAGGUAUUUUACUCUCUCGCGCGCAGCACCGGCCUGGCUAGACUUUUCUUUUGAGCUUUCUUUAUUUUCCCCUUGUUAUAAGGCUUUCUCACUCGCACUUUGAAAGGCUAAAGCACGGUUUGAAAGCU
This is a messenger RNA of Selaginella moellendorffii, 1609 nucleotides long. Its product is annotated as 26S proteasome regulatory subunit 4 homolog A. Bases 68 to 1402 code for a protein of 444 amino acids. The record is from RefSeq and is a predicted model, not a curated record. Lineage: Eukaryota; Viridiplantae; Streptophyta; Lycopodiopsida; Selaginellales; Selaginellaceae. Gene Ontology annotation, molecular function: ATP hydrolysis activity; proteasome-activating activity; ATP binding. The transcript is spliced from 6 exons. Gene Ontology annotation, cellular component: proteasome regulatory particle, base subcomplex. Gene Ontology annotation, biological process: proteasome-mediated ubiquitin-dependent protein catabolic process.